This is a messenger RNA of Musa acuminata AAA Group (dessert banana), 1974 nucleotides long. RefSeq lists its product as uncharacterized. Lineage: Eukaryota; Viridiplantae; Streptophyta; Magnoliopsida; Zingiberales; Musaceae. Bases 1 to 1974 code for a protein of 657 amino acids. The transcript has a single exon. The record is from RefSeq and is a predicted model, not a curated record.
AUGGCGCUAGAGGAAGGGCCCGUCCGAAUGUCGAGCGAUCAACAGGCCCGCUCCGCCGAACCCCCGGCCGACAGGUCGCACCCGACCGACGCGGCGAGAGAACAUCCCCUGCAGGAGGGGGUUCGAGACGAGCGCCCCGCCGUGAUCUCGGAACGCUACUGGCGACUGUUCAACGACCCGGGUCUAUCGCCGCCCAUCGGCAAUCCCGGUGGCCCGUCACCUAUGCCACCCGAAGCCUUCUACGACCUCACACACCAGGUCCGGGCUCUUACGGGAGUGAUGCAGACCGUCAUCUCGCUGGUCUCUCAUUCGACGCCUUCACACUCAACCCUACCUCCCCAACGGCAACGGUCCGCCGCCCAGACCCACGCACCUCUUCCCGAGUCUCCCGCUUCACCUCUGGGCCAGUCGACCCAACCCGGGAGCCGAGGAGCGGGGGAUCCAGCGGCGCACCCGACGCCCGAGGCCCCGCUUUUAGACUCGACGGAGGGCCUGUGGGCUCAGCUGCGCCUCGUAGGUCACCGACUGGACGAGGUGCAGCGAGAGAUUCGCAGGACCAAGGGAGACCCGGGAGCCGAGCAACACCAGGGGUCCCCUUUCACCCCCGAGAUUCAAGAGCAAGCGAUCCCGCCGCAUUUUCGGCUCCCUUCAUUAGACGCCUACGAUGGCGCCACCGACCCGGCUGACCACGUAGCCGCAUUCCGCGCCCAGAUGGCGCUGUAUGGGACGUCCGACGCCCUGAUGUGCAGGGCUUUCCCGACAACCCUGCGAGGCCCAGCCCGGGCGUGGUACAGCAAUCUGAAGACCGCGUCCAUCGCCUCUUUCGACCAGUUGGCCAAGGAUUUCGAACUUAACUUUCUGGCUCACGCCAAGCCGAAGCCGUCGGUGGCAAUGCUCCUCGGGCUCAACCAGAGGGAGGACGAGCCCCUUUCUCACUUCGUGGACCGCUUCACCAUACAAAUUCGCGGGCUGUCUGAUGCUCACCCCUCUUUGAUGAUGCAGGCAUUCAUGAUGGGCCUGCGGCCUACCCGAUUCUUUUGGUCUCUGGUGGAGCGACCCCCCACUUCGGUACCCGAAAUGUUACAACGCGCAAACCAGUUCGUCGCUGCUGAAGCAUGGAUGGUUGGGAGGCGCGACGAGCGCAAGAGGGUUAAGCCAGAGCAGCCCCGGCAGCAACAGCCCGCUACCUCCCGGCGUAGGGCUGGCGGACUCGACGAUGCGGUACCCAGGCCCCCUCCCCAAGGCCUGAACUCCUCCCGGACCGAAAUAUUUCUCCACAUCAAGGAGAAAGGCCUUCUCAAAGAUCCUCACCUGAUGAAUAGCCCGCGCGAGCUUGCGGACCGCUCCAAAUACUGUCGUUUUCACCGACAGCCCGGUCACGACACCGAGCAGUGUCGAGAGUUAAAAAGGCAAAUUGAGGAGCUCAUCCGCCGUGGGCACCUCGGCCCGUAUCUCCGGCCAGAGAAGGAGCUCUCACCACGCCCGGAGGGUCCCAUCGAGCGACACAUAGACGUCAUAACCGGCGGACCCGCGGUCGGAGGGAGCUCCGUGGCGUGCGGAAAGGCAUACGCCAGGGCCUCCCUGGCCGAGGCUUCCAAACACGAAGAAGGGCCCGAAGUCACUUUCCCGACCGGGGAACCUGAGCUAGCCGAACAUGAUGACGCGCUGGUGAUAUCAGUCAGAAUCGCCAACGUGCAAGUAAGAAGAAUCAUGGUCGACACUGGGAGCUCGGCCGACAUACUUUAUUGGGAUGCCUUCCAGAAGCUCGGCCUGGUCAGGGAGAACAUGAAGCCGGCAUGCUCGACGCUCACGGGGUUUACCGGUGCCUCAAUCUCGUCACUAGGGGCUGUCACCCUGCCCCUAACUUUGGGAGUUUCCCCAAAAACAAAAACGGUGAUGACUUCCUUCCUGGUGGUCGACCUCCCCACAGCGUAUAACGCCAUCCUCGGACGACCAACCCUCAACAAGAUCUGA